AUUUAUAUUUUUUGUUAGUUUUAUGGAAAACCUACAAACUGAAGUACUUGAAAUGGAGUUCCAACAGUUUGCCAAAGGAGGAGACACCAUAAGUGAAAUGGAUUUUGCCAAAAUAUUAUUAAGAUACACUCACUUGGAUACGGAUCUGUGUGAUACAUACCUAGACCGAUUGUUGGAGAGAAUCAAAAUGGACAAAGGCAUUCCACCAGGCAUUUCAUUUGACGAGUUUAAAGUUUUUUGUCAAUUCUUAAAUAAUUUGGAGGACUUUACUAUAGCUAUGAGAAUGUAUACACUGGCCGAUCACCCAAUAUCUAAAGAUGAAUUUCAUAGGGCUGUUAAGAUAUGUACAGGAACCAGUUUGAGCAAGCAUCUUGUGCAUACUGUGUUCGCCAUAUUUGACGAGGAUGGUGAUGGUCAAUUGAGUUAUAGAGAAUUUAUUGCCAUUAUGAAAGACCGGCUGAAUAGAGGAUUCAAGUCAUACACCAAAAAUGAAGGAUGGGAUGCAUUCAAAAUUUGUUUGAAACAUGAAAUUAAAACUCCUAAUUAAUAAUAAACUUUAGGUUGAAUUAAGUUUCAUUUAAUUAAAUGUUUGUGUCUCUUUUUAAUUACUUGAGUAACUUAUUUGUUUUUAAUCCAUAAAUACUUACAAUAGAUACUUAAAUUAAAUUUUUUCAUUGAUAUGACUAAUGAAAAACUACAUUUCAAAAGAAAUAUAACACAAAUAAAUUGUAUUAAGAACACUAAACGAAAUCAAAUUUUUUAUGUAUAAAAGUACAGA
This is a messenger RNA of Diuraphis noxia (Russian wheat aphid), 778 nucleotides long. RefSeq names its product Mitochondrial calcium uptake 3 (gene MICU3). Lineage: Eukaryota; Metazoa; Arthropoda; Insecta; Hemiptera; Aphididae. The record is from RefSeq and is a predicted model, not a curated record. Gene Ontology annotation, cellular component: uniplex complex. Gene Ontology annotation, biological process: mitochondrial calcium ion homeostasis; calcium import into the mitochondrion. Gene Ontology annotation, molecular function: calcium ion binding.